AUGCUACUCCUUAGGAAGAAACACAAACCUUCUUGCAAGUGUUCUUCCUCUUUUCUCUAUACUACAAUAUUACUCUAAUUUGCUCAACUCUCCUAUCUAGUUUCUUCACAAAUAAAUAAAGAAAAAUGGCUAUGGAAAAAUCAAAUUCCUUUGAGAACAUGAAACAUUACACUGCUAUGAUAUGUUUACAAUUUGGCUAUGCUGGUAUGAACAUUAUCACUAAGGUUUCCCUCAACCAAGGAAUGAGCCACUAUGUCCUCGUCGUUUAUCGCCACGCUUUUGCUACUGCUUCUAUAGCUCCAUUUGCAUUCAUGUUUGAGAGGAAAGGUCAACCUAAGAUAACAUUCCGAAUUUUCUUGCAAAUUUUCGUCCUAGCUCUUCUUGGGCCAGUGAUUGAUCAAAAUUUCUAUUAUGCUGGGUUGAAGCUCACAUCCCCAACCUUCUCUUGUGCAAUGAGCAACGUGCUUCCAGCCAUGACUUUUGUGAUGGCAGUUUUAUGCAGGAUGGAGAAGAUAAACAUAAAGCAAGUGAGAUGCCAAGCAAAGAUAUUGGGAACAAUUUUGACAGUGGCUGGUGCAAUGCUAAUGACAUUAUAUAAAGGUCCUAUUGUGGAAAUGGUAUGGGCCAAAAAUAGACAUCCUCAAAAUGAAACACAUGAAACAUCAACCACAGGAUCUUCUGAAAGAGAUUGGAUUUUAGGGUGCACUUUUCUUAUCAUUGCCACCUUUGCUUGGGCUUCACUCUUUGUCUUGCAAGCAAAAGUUAUAGAGACGUACAAGCAUCAUCAACUAAGUCUUACUUCACUUGUGGUAUUCAUUGGUACUCUUCAAGCUAUUGCUGUUACUUUUGUGGCUGAGCAUGAUCCUUCUGUAUGGAGGAUUGGUUGGGAUAUGAGUUUACUUGCUUCUGCCUAUGCUGGAAUUGUGACCUCAAGCUUGGCAUACUAUGUACAAGGGCUAGUGAUUAGGAAGAAAGGACCUGUCUUUGCAACUGCCUUUAGCCCACUUAUGAUGAUCAUUGUUGCAAUCAUGGGAUCCUUUAUCCUUGCAGAACAAAUUUACUCUGGAGGUGUGAUGGGUGCCAUCUUGAUUGUUAUAGGCUUAUAUUCUGUUCUAUGGGGAAAGCACAAGGAAGAAAUAGAGAGAAAAGUAGAUGAUAUUCCUUUGCCAAUAAAGGGUCCUCAAAUGAGUGGAAAUUCAGGUCUAGUGAUUGAUGACACAGAUCAAGUAAAACAUGGUCAAGUUGAAGAUACUAACAACAUGCUUUCUUCAGUUGCAAUAAGCAUUCCUACUAAUAAUGUUAACCAGCAAUAAAAAGUUUUAAGAGAAAUGGAAUGUGAUUAGGAAUGUAUGUCAUUUACUUCAUCUUCCAUCAUCCCCAUUUUGUCCCUUUUUAUUUUUAGCAAGUUUUCCUCACCCCAUCACCCCUUGUGUUUGAGCAAAUAUAUUAUAUAUAAUUUUGUAACAAAAUUCCAACUAAUCCAUGUAGAAAAGGGAAUCAUAAAGUUUUUCCA
Medicago truncatula (barrel medic) is the source of this 1513-nucleotide messenger RNA. RefSeq names its product WAT1-related protein At5g07050. The transcript is spliced from 7 exons. NCBI's taxonomy places the organism in Eukaryota, Viridiplantae, Streptophyta, Magnoliopsida, Fabales, Fabaceae. Gene Ontology annotation, molecular function: transmembrane transporter activity. The coding region runs from base 126 to 1313 and encodes 395 amino acids. Gene Ontology annotation, cellular component: membrane. The record is from RefSeq and is a predicted model, not a curated record.